AAGAGGAGAGCGGGCGAGCAGUUCCUCCUCCGCAGCGGUGCAGCCGCGGUCCCCGGCACCGACGGGCCGCGGAGACGCGCGGGGCGUGCUCGGGAGCGCAAAGUUGGGCGCCCGCCGGGUCGCGGAGGAGCGGUUCCGUUUGGCAGCCGGGCGGGCUGGCACGCCGGAGCGCUCGGGCCCGAAUUAGUGCAUUGAUCAGGACUCGCCCUGCCUUCCCCGCACGCCCGCCCGCCGGUCCGCACGUCGCCCGCCGGGUGGCCCAGACGGUCGCGUCCACUCGGGGCCGCCGAGACCCGCCGAGCCUGGCCCGCAGCUCCCCACCCCCGAGCGGCAUGCACGGAAUCCGGAGGCGCCUGCCCAGCGCGCGGGGACCGCUCGCCGCUCGCCGCCCUCGGGAGCCCACCCCGAGCCCCUCCAGCCGUUGGUGAAGCUGGAGGCUUGUGAGAAUUCAGGAGCGCCGAGCCCCGGACCAGAAAUUUCAAUGAAAAGAAAAGCCAAUGGAUCGUGGUCUUAGCAAAACGGCUUAGAAAUGUCUGUUUCCUGUGCUAUAAACACGUGGCAGAGCUGUAAGUAAAUGCUCGGCGCUGCAUGAUGAAUUGGAUGACUGCAGACCGGAGGCAAAAAAAAUAAUUGUCUCAUUUUCGUGGUGAUUUGCUUAACUGGUGGGACCAUGCCAGAACGGCUAGCGGAAAUGCUCCUGGAUCUCUGGACUCCAUUAAUAAUAUUAUGGAUUACUCUGCCCCCUUGCAUUUACACGGCUCCGAUGAAUCAGUCUCAAGUUUUAAUGAGUGGAUCCCCUUUGGAACUAAACAGGCUAAGUGAAGAACAGCGAAUUUUAAACCGCUCCAAAAGAGGCUGGGUUUGGAAUCAAAUGUUUGUCCUGGAAGAGUUUUCUGGACCAGAACCAAUUCUUGUUGGCCGGCUACACACAGACCUGGAUCCUGGGAGCAAAAAAAUCAAGUAUAUCCUAUCAGGUGAUGGAGCUGGGACAAUCUUUCAGAUAAAUGACAUAACAGGAGAUAUCCAUGCUAUAAAAAGACUUGACCGAGAGGAGAAGGCUGAGUACACCCUAACAGCUCAGGCAGUGGACUGGGAGACGAACAAGCCUCUUGAGCCUCCUUCUGAAUUUAUUAUUAAAGUUCAAGACAUCAACGACAAUGCACCAGAGUUUCUUAAUGGACCCUAUCAUGCUACUGUGCCAGAGAUGUCCAUUUUAGGUACGUCUGUCACUAAUGUAACAGCUACUGAUGCUGAUGACCCAGUUUAUGGAAAUAGUGCGAAGUUGGUUUAUAGUAUCUUGGAAGGGCAGCCUUAUUUUUCCAUUGAGCCUGAAACAGCGAUUAUAAAAACUGCCCUUCCCAACAUGGACAGAGAAGCCAAGGAGGAGUACCUGGUUGUCAUCCAAGCCAAAGAUAUGGGUGGACACUCUGGUGGCCUGUCUGGGACCACGACCCUCACGGUGACCCUUACUGAUGUCAAUGACAAUCCUCCUAAAUUUGCUCAGAGUCUGUAUCACUUCUCAGUACCAGAAGAUGUGGUUCUUGGCACAGCAAUUGGAAGGGUGAAGGCCAAUGAUCAGGAUAUUGGUGAAAAUGCACAGUCUUCUUAUGACAUCAUUGAUGGAGAUGGAACUGCACUUUUUGAAAUCACUUCUGAUACCCAGGCCCAAGAUGGCAUUAUAAGACUAAGAAAGCCUCUGGACUUUGAGACCAAAAAAUCCUAUACGCUGAAGGUGGAAGCAGCCAAUGUCCAUAUUGACCCACGCUUCAGCAGCAGGGGACCCUUUAAAGACACGGCCACCGUCAAAAUCGUUGUUGAGGAUGCUGAUGAGCCUCCGGUCUUCUCGUCACCAACAUAUCUCCUGGAAGUCCAUGAAAACGCUGCUCUCAACUCCGUCAUUGGGCAAGUGACUGCGCGUGACCCUGAUGUCACUUCUAGUCCUAUCAGGUUUUCUAUCGACCGGCACACUGACCUGGAGAGACAGUUCAACAUUAAUGCAGAUGAUGGGAAGAUAACACUGGCAACACCACUUGACAGAGAAUUAAGUGUAUGGCACAACAUAACAAUCAUUGCCACCGAAAUUAGGAACCACAGUCAGAUAUCACGGGUACCUGUUGCUAUUAAAGUGCUGGAUGUCAAUGACAACGCCCCUGAAUUCGCAUCCGAAUAUGAGGCAUUUUUAUGUGAAAAUGGAAAACCCGGCCAAGUCAUUCAAACAGUGAGUGCCAUGGACAAAGACGAUCCCAAAAAUGGACACUAUUUCUUAUACAGUCUUCUUCCAGAAAUGGUCAACAAUCCAAACUUCACCAUCAAGAAAAAUGAAGAUAAUUCCCUCAGCAUUUUGGCAAAGCAUAAUGGAUUCAACCGUCAGAAGCAAGAAGUCUAUCUUUUACCAAUCAUAAUCAGUGAUAGUGGGAAUCCUCCUCUGAGCAGCACCAGUACCCUGACCAUCCGGGUCUGUGGCUGCAGCAGCGAUGGUGUUGUCCAGUCUUGUAAUGUUGAAGCUUAUGUCCUUCCGAUUGGACUCAGUAUGGGCGCCUUAAUUGCCAUAUUAGCAUGCAUCAUUUUGCUGCUAGUUAUCGUGGUGCUGUUUGUAACUCUGCGGCGGCAUAAGAACGAGCCAUUAAUUAUUAAAGAUGAUGAAGAUGUGCGAGAAAACAUCAUUCGUUAUGAUGACGAAGGAGGAGGAGAGGAAGACACCGAGGCUUUUGACAUCGCCACUUUACAAAAUCCAGAUGGAAUUAAUGGCUUUUUACCCCGUAAGGAUAUUAAACCAGAUUUGCAGUUUAUGCCAAGGCAAGGGCUCGCUCCAGUUCCGAAUGGUGUUGAUGUUGAUGAAUUUAUAAAUGUGCGGCUCCAUGAGGCAGAUAAUGACCCCACGGCCCCACCAUAUGACUCCAUUCAGAUUUAUGGCUAUGAAGGCCGAGGGUCCGUGGCCGGCUCCCUCAGCUCCUUGGAGUCUACCACCUCAGACUCAGACCAGAAUUUUGACUACCUCAGUGACUGGGGUCCCCGCUUUAAGAGACUGGGUGAACUCUACUCUGUGGGUGAAAGUGACAAAGAAACUUGACAGUGGAUGAUAAAUAAAUCGAUGGAACUGAGCAUUCUGUAAUAUUCUAGGGUCACUCCCCUUAGAUACACAACCAAUGUGGCUAUUUGUUUUAGAGGCAAGUUUAGCACCAAUCAUCUAUAAACUCAACUACAUUUUAAUGUUGAACCAAAAAAAUUAUAAUAAAAUAAAAAGUAUAUGUUAGGAGGUGAUAAAUCUUGUGGAGUGUGAAUUAAAGUAUGUGGAGUGUCUAGAAGUCCUUGGAUAUUUUGAUAUAUAACUGACUACCACAGACAAAGAUUGGGAUCCUGGCUAAUCAUUAGAGAAAUGGUUUGCAAAGAGGAAAAAAAAUCAAAAUUAAAAGGUGCUUUCUUAGAAAAAAAAAUGGACCUGCAAGGAAUUUGCUGCUGAUAUGUGUCUUCUGCAAAGGAUUUUUAUAAAUGCAAAUGGUUUUUUUCCCCUUCGCCAAUAAGGAUCCCGCCACAAUUGAUAAAGCAAUACUUGGUCUGCUGUACAUUGUGACUUUUUGGAGUUUUGAGAGGCCUCCUAGAUUAUACGGUACGGUGACCACACAUUGUACAUAAUUGGUGGCCCCACUCAUCUGAGACUGAAUAGCAUCUUUAAAUAUUGUGUCAAGCCUUAAAAUAUUCACAUGUUCGUAAUCCAUUCCAGGGUGGGGGGUGCCAACCCAGUGGUGGGAGGAGAGAAAUCCCAUUCCAACAGGCUUGCUUUCUGGAAGCAGGAUUUCUCCUCACUCCCCCCACUUCAUCUUCUUCCACGAGGACACAAAGAUUUACUGUAUCACACAGUGGACUACAUAAGAGACAGAUGGUUUUAUUGCUAGCGCGUGAAUUUAUUUGUUUAAUCCUCAAAAUAAAUAUUUUAUUGAUGUCCAUUAAUGCUUUUAUUUAUUAAGGUUGGUAAUCUAUAGAUUAAGGGGCUAUAUGGGAAAUAAAACUAAAUUAUAUCCAUUAUAAUCCUUUAGAUUGUUUUUAUAUGAAUAUAUAUAUAUACAAUUGAAUGUUUAAUACAUGUACAUUUUGAUGAGAUGAGUAUGGCAGGCAAUAUUAUCAAAAGGGGAGCUAAUAGUCUCUUUAGAGUAGACAUGUGUUAUUGUGACUGGUGAUGGCAGGAACAGCAUUUUCCCAGAGAAAUUUUUGGACUGUUUUCUAUUUUGUUCAUAAUCCUAGUAUUUGGUGUUUUUACUACAAGCACAAACAUCUGAAAGUAUAUUGACUCAUGUGAAUAUUUAAGCGCUAGAAUUUUAGAUACCUGCCC
Molecule: messenger RNA, 4327 nt
Organism: Sorex fumeus (smoky shrew)
Lineage: Eukaryota; Metazoa; Chordata; Mammalia; Eulipotyphla; Soricidae
Gene: CDH8
Product: cadherin 8
Exons: 13
Coding region: 671-3070 (799 amino acids)
Biological process (GO): cell-cell junction assembly; synaptic transmission, glutamatergic; calcium-dependent cell-cell adhesion
Cellular component (GO): axon terminus; synaptic cleft; plasma membrane
Molecular function (GO): cadherin binding; calcium ion binding
Source: RefSeq, a predicted model, not a curated record